Nothoprocta perdicaria is the source of this 4994-nucleotide messenger RNA. It is a transcript of the gene PGM2L1, whose product is annotated as phosphoglucomutase 2 like 1. The transcript has 14 exons. Gene Ontology annotation, biological process: carbohydrate metabolic process. The record is from RefSeq and is a predicted model, not a curated record. NCBI's taxonomy places the organism in Eukaryota, Metazoa, Chordata, Aves, Tinamiformes, Tinamidae. Gene Ontology annotation, molecular function: glucose-1,6-bisphosphate synthase activity; intramolecular phosphotransferase activity. The coding region runs from base 155 to 2020 and encodes 621 amino acids.
GGUGGCCGUUACUCGGCGUCGGGACCGUUGCGCUGAGGUAAAAAGCGGCCCGCCCCCGAUGCUCGCUGCCGCCGCGGAGUGAAGCUACCGCCAUCCCACCCUUACCUUCCCCCCCUGCAACGGCUCAGCGGGGCUCGCGCUCCCCGGCGGCGACAUGGGCGAGCGCGGCUCCGGCGGCGAUGUCAACUCCAACGUGCUGGUGGCCCGCAGCACCGGCGACGCGCAGCUCGACAAGGCCGUGUGGCAGUGGCUGAGCUGGGAUAAGAACCCCAAAACGAAAGAGCAGAUUGAAACCUUGCUGCAGGAUGGAAAGCACAAGGAGCUGCGGGACCGGCUCUGCUGCCGCUUGUCCUUCGGGACCGCGGGGCUUCGCUCUGCCAUGGGAGCAGGUUUCUGCUACAUCAACGAUCUCACCGUGAUCCAGUCAACCCAGGGCAUCUACAAGUAUCUUGAGGGGUGUUUUUCGGACUUUAAGCAGAGAGGCUUUGUUGUUGGAUAUGAUACACGAGGUCAGGUGACCAGCAACUGCAGCAGUAAGAAGCUUGCCAAGCUCACUGCAGCAGUGCUGCUGGCUAAAGAUGUGCCCGUGUACUUCUUUUCAUCGUACGUCCCUACGCCCUUUGUGCCCUACGCUGUUCAGCAGCUCAAAGCUGUUGCUGGAGUGAUGAUCACAGCAUCCCAUAACCGGAAGGAGGACAACGGAUACAAGGUUUAUUGGGAAAAUGGAGCCCAGAUCAAAUCUCCUCAUGAUAAGGAAAUUAUAAAAUGUAUAGAAGAGUGUGUUGAACCAUGGAAUGGCUCUUGGAAUGAGAAUCUGGUYGAUACCAGCCCCCUUAGACAAGAUCCUCUGAAGAAAAUUUGUGACUCCUACAUGGAAGAUCUGAAGAAGAUCUGUUACCAUAGGGAGCUAAACAUGCAAACCAGCCUGAAGUUUGUUCAUACCUCAUUUCACGGAGUUGGACACGACUACGUGAAGUUGGCGUUCGAAGCGUUCGGCUUCCAGCCCCCCAUUCCAGUCCCGGAACAAAAAGAUCCAGAUCCAGACUUCCCUACUGUCAAAUGCCCAAAUCCUGAAGAAGGGGAAUCUGUGCUGGAGCUGUCCCUGAGGCUUGCAGAGAAGGAAAACGCCAGAGUAGUAGUGGCCACAGAUCCAGAUGCAGAUAGAUUAGCAGUGGCAGAGCAGCAGAAUGGCUGCUGGAAGGUGUUCACUGGCAACGAGAUGGCAGCUCUGUUUGGCUGGUGGAUGUUUUCUCGCUGGAAGGAAAACUGCUCCCAAGAUGCUGAUGUGAAGAAUGUUUACAUGCUAGCGACCACAGUCUCCUCUAAGAUUUUGAGGGCAAUUGCACUUAAAGAAGGAUUCCACUUUGAAGAAACACUCCCUGGUUUUAAAUGGAUUGGAAGUAGAGUAAAAGAUCUCUCAGAUAAUGGGAAAGAAGUYCUCUUUGCCUUUGAAGAGUCUAUUGGGUUCAUGUGUGGAACGUCAGUGUUGGAUAAAGAUGGUGUAAGUGCUGCUGUGGUCAUAGCUGAAAUGGCAGCUUACCUGGAAAGCAAGAACCAAACCCUAGAACAGAAACUCAUUGAGAUAUACGAGACGUACGGAUAUCAUAUAGCAAAGACUUCCUAUUUCUUGUGCUACGAUCCUCCUACUAUCAAAAGGCUCUUUGAAAGGCUGCGCAACUUCGAGGGCCCUCAGUCUUACCCCAAGUUUUGUGGCGAUUAUAACAUAUUACACGUGCGAGAUGUUACCACUGGCUACGAUAGCAGCCAACCGAACAAGAAAUCGGUGCUGCCGGUGAGCAAAAGCAGCCAGAUGAUCACCUUCACCUUCCAGAACGGCUGCGUGGCCACGCUGCGCACGAGCGGCACGGAACCCAAGAUCAAGUACUACGCGGAGAUGUGCGCGCCGCCCGAGCAGAGUGACAGAACCUUCCUCGAAGAGGAGCUGCGGAAGCUCAUUGCAGCCUUGAUUGCCAAUUUCCUCGAGCCCGACAAGAACRGACUGAUCUGGCGCUCUGCUUAGAGCCCCGGCUCGUGGCGGCGGCGCCGCGGCCGCUCGCCGCGUGGAACCCACACCAGGACGCCACGUAGCGCGGGUGCGUGUUCAAACAGCUACGUUUCUGCCUGUAGAGAAGCAGAGUUCUUUUGUCAGCUUUUUCACCAAAAUCUGGGCUCACAAACACACAAGAAAGAAGUGAAGGAGGGGAAUUUAUUAACUAGAAUUUUGCCGCCUUUGACCAAAAGACUAAUUGAAUUACACCAGUGGGAAUGAACUCCUGUAGCACCCACCUCAUAGGAGCUACUGGGCUUCAUCUUAAGCUAACUUCUAGUCCCCAGUACUCUUCUGUGUGUUAAAUCUUUAAAAUCUGAUGCUCCUAGUGUUUGAAGGAAGUGAGCACCCCAAACUGACAAAAAAAGCUUUCUGCUUCUUCGUAGCUGUUGUGCGUGAACGUGGGUGUCAUCGUUACAGGUCUUAAUUUACAGAUACGUGAAACUAGAAUUCAGUGCUUAGGGUUUCUUGUUGAGGCAUGUUGUUCUGAUAGGACCUUUUUUUAGCUGCAUAAGUAACUCUCUGUUGUUCAAGGUGCUCUUGGUGCAUUGUGGCUUUCCUCUGUGUAUCUUGAAAUGUUUACUCGACAGCACAACCAUAGUGGCGACGCGCGCGGUUCCGCUUGCAGCCUGGUCUUCGAGCUACGGCGGGCCUGCGCGAGGCUUCCAGGCGAGUAGAAACGUGUUCACUUUGUGGCUACACGACCUGUUCUGCCCACUGCAGGCCAGAGAAUCGUUCGUGUCCACCUUUUCCCAUCCCUGAAGGAACUUGGAACUUUUUUUAAUAGAGCUUUUGGGAAUUCAGUCACUUGUGAAGAUGCCAGUUGAUGAUUUGUCUUAUUUUUCAUGACUGGAAUUCUGGCUCUUGCAAUGAGAAGUGGAGGAGAGCAGAGGUGAGACACUGACCCCCUUGACUUCUUUUUUUUAUUGUCUCACCUUGAAAACUAAUUUCUGUUAAAAGAGCAGUUUACAAAUAUUACUGAUCUUUACCACUUAGAGCAAAUUUUUACUCUUUAUCAUCUCUUUUCUACCUUUGCUUGAGUAGAAAGUGAUGCUACUAUUUUUUCAUUUUUCAAAAAAACAACUUUUUGGUAUAGGGAAGCUGUGAAAGCUCUUUUGCCCAAAACACCCUAUUUAGAAAAACUAUACUGCUCAACUUUUUAACGUGUGCUACUAAAUUCCUAACAGAAGCCUCCAGAACAAGGUGAGUGCUGAUCAGGACGUCCAUCAGCAGACGCAACUGGACCCUAUAUUGAAAAAUGCACUUAUUGAAAAGCAUUAAUUUGCCACUAUGGUUAAAUCUCCUCAAUUUCUCCUCUGUCUUGUUAUACCCUUACAGCUUGGUGCCAGAGGAGUCGGUUUGUAUGCCCUGCACCCAGACAGCUUUAAAGAGCACCGAGGUUUCCAUGUCCAAGUGGGUCCUGGGUAUUUCUUGCUGACAGCAGCUUUGCACUAUAACCAUGGUCAAGUAUUUUGCUAUAUGUGAAUGUACGUGUCUUGCAGAAGGCGUGUUGCACAAAUCCUUAUUUGUCACCACUAUUUAUUUUUUUUUUUUUUUAUUUUAAGAGAAGAUAUUUCCACGUGGCUCUGCAAUUGAGUGAGAUGUAUCUAAUGCCAAAAAAGACUGUUGUUUUUUCUGUUGUUCCUCGACUGUAUAUUUGACUCAAGUAUUGGGAAGAUGAAAGCAUUGAAGCUCUGAGUGUGCUUUGAUAUUACACAGCUUUGGAGAGGUACCCGGGGGUGUGAAGGCCGCUCUCCAAGUGCUGCUUUGCCUUCAUUUCCCRCAAAAAAAGUGCGGGUUUGGAUCCUGCUCUCGCUCCGCUGGAGGCAAAGGAGGUUUCAUGGUUUGUUUCCCUGGCAGGUGCCUCCAGGCCUGGAGUGAUUUGGCUUUUCARUAGAGUUCAGAAGAGAACAAGACAGGUUUUGAACAAAGCUAAACCCCGUUAAAAGCUUCAUGUGUGUGUGACGAGGCCCCUGUCUGCGCUUACGUUUUGCUCCUACAAAGAGCAGGAAGCUGCUCUUUUCCCCCAGGAAACUGCUCUGUAUCCAUAGGCCAGGACUGUAAAUGUAGCAYAGAGCAAAAAAUAGGGUUAUAUUUUGAAAGGGGCCACUCUUGGUGGCUGAAAAUCUUUAUUAAAAGCAGACUUGAGCAGCUAAGUACCUGGGGCCGAGGCCCUUGUUAUUUGAGCAGUUUGGUAGGGCUGUAGUAGUGCGUUUGGAAGGACAGGAACAGGCACAACAUACUGAAUGUAUUCUAAGGGUAUAAUAACUAUUGCUGUUUUUGAAAACUGCUGCUACCGUUGUUUUCCUAUUGUAUUUGAACUGUUUGAUAUAUUUAUACUGUUCCGUUUGGAGAACCCAUUUCCUUUUYGCCCCCUUUCCCUUACCGUGGAGGACUGUAUUGCUCUGACUUCAUUGCUCCGUGACUUUGGCAUAUGCAGUGUUCGAGUUUGUGGGACUUUGUUGUGCACAAGCUUCGCUCGGUCGUCCUCGGUUCUUGGCUGCUUUUCCAAGAGGAACAAAAGCUGCGGAGGCCGGAGCAGGAGGCAGGUACCAGAUCAACAGGCAGAUCAACAGAUUCUGGGUGCCGCUGCCGGAGAACACGCACCUUUCCCGAGGCUGCUCUGCACCAAAUGAGCAACUUAAGCUGUAACCAGCCCCCCUCUCCUUUAAUUUUUAGCAUUUGAUAAAAUCCAGAGUGAUUUUGGUCUUUUUCCCUUUUGGAUGUGCCGGGCUGGGUCUSUGUCCCUCAGCUAUGCGGUGGCUGGCAUCCUGCCCGGAUGCUUUCCUUAAUUCCUUAAUUUUGAAGAGCCUUUGGAGCAUGCGUGUGCGUGUGUUAUUCCCAAGCCUGGUCGCAUUGCACUCCAUGGGCUUACAGGACGUCUAGGAUCCAAAAACCGGGACAUGGAAGAACCAGUUCCAGGGCAGAAGGGGCUGAGAUGCUCCCA